GCCCUCUCCAAAAAGGAGGAAGGCAGGUUCUGGGGUGCUGUUCUCCUCUACUUUCUCAUCAUCGCUGUGGCCGUUCCCGUCCUCGCUCUCAAAGAGUGGACGCUGCAGAGGUUGGCGCUCAUGUGGAGGGAGUGGAUGACAAACCACCUCAUCACCUUGUACUACUGCAAUGAGAGAGCAUUCUUCAGGCUAGCUGCUGAGGACGUUCUACACAGCAUCGACAACCCGGAUCAGCGUAUCGUCAGUGACAUCGAGUCGUUCACAAAAACCUCUCUCAACUUCAUGGUCGUCUUUCUCGGCGCUGGCCUUCAGAUCUUCUCCUUCGGCGCCAUCCUCUACAACAUCUCAGGCAAGCUUGCAGUCUUCACGAUCCUCUACUCCAUUCUCAUCACCGGCGCCAUCACCUGGCUCUUCGGAAAGAGGCUCACAGUCCUUAACUUCAUCCAGCGCAAGUGCGAGGCUGAUCUCCGCUUCAACCUCGUCCGGGUGCGAGAGAACGCUGAGUCGAUCGCCAUGUACAACGGGGGGGGGCGGGAGCUUCAGACCUCUCGCUCUUUCCUCUCUGCUCUCAUCGCCAACAACCGCAACGUCAUUUGGUGCAUGUUCGGACUUGAGAUGUUCCAGAACGCGACCCAGUACCUCACUGGGAUCCUCCCGGCCGUCCUUGUGGCUCCGCAGUACCUUGCAGGAGAGGUGGAGUUUGGAGUCGUGAAGCAGGCGCAGGAUGCAUUCUUCAUGCUUCGCUACUCCCUCUUCGUCAUCGCCAACAGGACGGACGAGUUCUCCUCCUUCGCCACCGGGCUCGAUCGCCUCGAAGCUCUCGUGAUCGCCAUCGUCGGGAGCAAGCAGCUCGAACAGCGGGAGAUCAGCAUGCAGACCUUCUCCUCUUCCUCCUCCCCUCCGCCUUCACAGCAGGCUGAAGGCCAAGGCCUCGUCAUCCGCAGCUUGUCAGUCUGCGUCCCCCGCACCGUCCGCAAGCUUGUGCAGGAUCUUCGGGUCACGCUGGAGGCCGGCGAGUCCCUCCUGAUCAUGGGGCCCUCCGGAGCAGGCAAGACCUCCCUCCUCCGCGUCCUCUGCGGCCUUUGGGAGUCAGGGUCAGGCUCAGUCCAGCUGGGGGAUCCGGUUUUCUUCCUCCCGCAGAAGGUCUACAUGCCCAUGGGCAGCCUCGCUGACUGCAUCUGCUACCCCCACCUCGGAGUUUGCGGGUCUGUCACGGACUCUGCUCGCCUGCUCCAGCUGCUCAACGAGGUGGGGCUGGGGCGUCUCGAUGGACAAGACCUCGGUCCGGGUGAGAAUGACAAGGAGGUUGACUGGAGCCGAAGACUUUCUCCCGGGGAGCAGCAAAGACUCUCCUUUGCCCGUCUUAUCAACUACGGCAAAGUCCAGCAGGUGUUCCUGGAUGAAGCCACCAGCGCGCUAGACACGAGCUCGGAGGCAAGGCUGUACGCUCUCCUCCCUUCGCUCUGCUCCGUCUUCGUAUCCGUCGGUCAUCGUGACACGCUCGUCAAGUACCACUCGCACAUCCUCCUCCUCCACGUAGGCUGA
Molecule: messenger RNA, 1545 nt
Organism: Guillardia theta CCMP2712
Lineage: Eukaryota; Cryptophyceae; Pyrenomonadales; Geminigeraceae
Exons: 6
Biological process (GO): transmembrane transport
Cellular component (GO): membrane
Molecular function (GO): ATP hydrolysis activity; ATP binding; ABC-type transporter activity
Source: RefSeq, a predicted model, not a curated record